AGCACCAGCACCAGCACCAGCAGCAGCACUACAUCCGCAUCUGCAUCUGCAUCCGCAUCACAGAGCUGGCCCAUGGGCCGGCUGAGCCAUCAGUUGCGCCACCUGCUCAUCGUGGGACUGUUGCUGUGCCUAACCGGCGGCCUGGUGGAGGGGCGACGUCAUGCCCCGCUCAUGUUCGAGGAGUCCGACACGGGCAGGCGAUCCAAUCGACCAGCGGUUACCGAAUGUCAGUUUGGCAAAGUUCUCCGUGAGUUGGGCUCGACCUGGUAUGCGGAUCUGGGACCGCCCUUCGGGGUGAUGUACUGCAUCAAAUGCGAAUGCGUGGCGAUACCCAAGAAGCGCCGCAUCGUUGCACGCGUCCAGUGUCGCAACAUUAAGAACGAGUGCCCGCCGGCCAAGUGCGACGAUCCCAUCUCGCUGCCCGGCAAGUGCUGCAAGACCUGUCCGGGGGAUCGCAAUGAUACGGAUGUGGCCUUGGAUGUGCCAGUGCCCAACGAGGAGGAGGAGCGCAACAUGAAACAUUACGCUGCGCUACUGACGGGCCGGACAUCGUACUUCCUCAAGGGAGAGGAAAUGAAGUCCAUGUACACCACCUACAAUCCGCACAACAUUGUGGCCACCGCCCGGUUCCUGUUCCACAAGAAGAACCUCUACUACUCGUUCUACACAUCGUCGCGCAUUGGGCGUCCGCGGGCCAUCCAGUUCGUGGACGAUGCCGGCGUCAUACUCGAGGAGCACCAGCUGGAGACGACCCUCACGGGCACCCUCAGCGUCUACCAGAAUGCCACUGGCAAGAUCUGCGGCGUGUGGCGCCGCGUGCCCAGGGAUUACAAGCGCAUCCUGCGCGACGACCGCCUCCACGUGGUCCUGUUGUGGGGCAACAAGCACCAGUCGGAACUGGCCCUGGCCGGAAAGAUAGCCAAGUACACGGCCCUGCAGACGGAGCUGUUCAGCUCGCUGCUGGAGCCGCCCCAGAGCCAGCCCGGCGGCAAGUUCGAUCCGAUGCUGACCGGAGCCGGUGGCACGGCCAUCGUCUCGACCAGCAGUGGAGCUGCCUCCUCCAUGCACCUGACCCUCGUGUUCAACGGCAUCUUCGGGGCGGAGGAGUACGCGGACGCCGCUCUCAGCGUGAAGAUCGAGCUGCCGGAGCGCAAGGAGAUCAUCUUCGAUGAGGUGCCGCGCGUGCGCAAGCCCUCGGCCGAGAUCAAUGUCCUGGAGCUCUCCUCGCCCAUCUCCAUUCAGAACCUGCGGCUCAUGUCCCGUGGCAAGCUGCUGCUCACCGUCGAGUCGAAGAAGUAUCCCCAGCUGCGCAUCCAGGGGCACAUCGUGACCCGGGCCAGCUGCGAGAUCUUCCAGACCCUGCUGGCGCCGCACAACGGCGAGUCGGCUACGCGCAGCAGCGGCCUGGCCUGGGUCUACCUCAACACGGACGGGUCGCUGGCCUACAACAUCGAGACGGACCACGUCAACACCCGCGACCGGCCGAACAUCAGCCUCGUGGAGGAACAGGGCAAACGCAAGGCCAAGCUGGAGGACCUGACGCCCAGCUUCAACUUCAACCAGGCCAUCGGCAGCGUGGAGAAGCUCGGCCCCAAGGUGCUCGAGUCUCUCUACGCCGGGGAGUUGGGCGUCAACGUGGGCACCGAGCACGAGACGAGCCUCAUCCGGGGCCGCCUGGUGCCGCGGCCCGUGGCCGAUGCCCGCGACUCCGCCGAGCCCAUUCUGCUGAAGCGGCAGGAGCACCUGGCAGCAAGUGGCAGCAACCAGUCCGGACAUGCCAUGGGCAUGGCCUGGAUGUCCAUCGACAACGAGUGCAAUCUCCACUACGAGCUGACGCUGAGCGGAGUGCCGCCGCAGGACCUGCAGCUGUAUCUGGAGGAAAAGCCGAUCGAGGCCAUCGGCGCACCGGUGACCCGCAAGCUGCUCGAGGAGUUCAACGGCUCCUACCUCGAGGGCUUCUUCCUGAGCAUGCCCUCCGCGGAGCUGAUCAAGCUGGAGAUGAGCGUCUGCUACCUGGAGCUGCACUCCAAGCACUCCAAGCAGCUGCUCCUGCGCGGCAAGCUCAAGAGCACCAAGGUGCCCGCCCACUGCUUCCCCGUCUACACCGACAACAAUGUGCCCGUGCCCGGAGACCACAACGACAACCACCUGAUCAACGCGGAGACCAAGUGCUUCCACUCCGGCCGCUUCUACAACGAGUCCGAGCAGUGGCGCAGCGCCCAGGAUGCCUGCCAGAUGUGCGCCUGCCUGCGGGGCCAGUCCAACUGUGAGGUGAUCAAGUGUCCGCCCCUCAAGUGCCGCCUCUCGGAGCAGUUGCUGCAGCGCGACGGCGAAUGCUGUCCGAGCUGCGUGCCCAAGCGAGAGGCGACCGCCGUCUCGGACUGGACACAGCCCCAGGGAUCAUCCGUUUCCGCAUCCGCAUCCGCAUCCGCAUCCUCAUCCUUGCCGGCUGUUAAUGGCAGCGACCUGCUCCUGCAACAGCAGCGACGGGGCUGCCGGCUGGGCGACCAGUUCCAUGCCGCCGGCGCCAGCUGGCAUCCGUUCCUGCCGCCCAAUGGCUUCGAUACCUGCACCACCUGCAGCUGCGACCCCCUGACGCUGGAGAUCCGCUGCCCGCGGCUCGUGUGCCCGCCGCUGCAGUGCAGCGAGAAGCUGGCCUACCGACCGGACAAGAAGGCCUGCUGCAAGGUCUGUCCCGAGGGCAAGCAGAGCAGCCCGGCCGGCGGCAAGGCGGCCCCGAACAAUCCCAACGUGCUGCAGGACCAGGCCAUGCAGCGCUCCCCGCAGCACAGUGCCGAGGAUGUCCUGGCCGCAGGUGGCUGCAAGGUGGUCAAUAAGGUCUACGAGAACGGACAGGAGUGGCAUCCCAUUCUGAUGUCGCACGGCGAACAGAAGUGCAUCAAGUGCCGCUGCAAGGACUCGAAGGUGAACUGCGAUCGGAAGCGCUGCUCACGAUCCACAUGCCAGCAGCAGACAAGAGUUUCCAGCAAGCGGCGGAUCUUCGAGAAGCCCGACUCAGCGCCGACUCUGGACGAGUGCUGUUCGACGCAGUGCCGCCGCUCGAGACGCCACCACAAGCGCCAGCCGCACCACCAGCAGCGCUCCAAUGCCGCCGCCUCCAGCAGUUGAGCGCCGAUUGAGCCGGGAAAGCAGCCGGGAAAGCAGAGGGAAGGCAGCGGGAAAGCAGCCGGGAAAGCGCCGGGAAAGCGAAGGAUUCUUGGGCCACACAAGCACACACACACACUCAGUGCGGUGUGGGCCGAGCCAGAGGCACCUACAUACACACAUCACAUAUACCCUGAUACACACCCCACACACACGUAUACACACACACACACACACACACAUACACACACUUAUGCGGUGUUGCAUAGAUCGUUGUUGUUUUGUGGCAACAAUGGAAACUUGUAUUAUAUAAACGAAUGAGAGCGGAAGAGCAGGAAAGAGCGAGAUCGACCCCAGAGAGCUCCUCCAGAGAUUAGCAGAGAGAGUAGAGAGAAAGAGGGAAACCCUUGGAGGAAAGCUCCCCAGAGGGGGCAGAGAAUCCUCUCACCCACAAGGAGAGCUUGCAAGAGAGCGAGAGAUUGAGAGAUUGAGAGAGAGAGAGUAAGAAAAACCAGUGCAGUUUUGCUUUAAAAUUCGCCAGAGCAGAAUUUUUCUUUGAAAAGCAUUUUCCGAAUUUCUUUUACCAAAUCCCACCCAGCCCACCUUUUCCCCCUCCCAAAAAAUCAAACAAAAAAAAAACACAA
Molecule: messenger RNA, 3749 nt
Organism: Drosophila persimilis
Lineage: Eukaryota; Metazoa; Arthropoda; Insecta; Diptera; Drosophilidae
Gene: sog
Product: dorsal-ventral patterning protein Sog
Exons: 6
Coding region: 73-3129 (1018 amino acids)
Biological process (GO): multicellular organism development
Molecular function (GO): protein binding
Source: RefSeq, a predicted model, not a curated record